Molecule: messenger RNA, 2099 nt
Organism: Patiria miniata (bat star)
Lineage: Eukaryota; Metazoa; Echinodermata; Asteroidea; Valvatida; Asterinidae
Product: alkaline ceramidase 3-like
Exons: 11
Coding region: 244-1068 (274 amino acids)
Biological process (GO): phytosphingosine biosynthetic process; ceramide metabolic process
Cellular component (GO): endoplasmic reticulum membrane
Source: RefSeq, a predicted model, not a curated record
UUAAUGUACGUGUCACAGACUAGACUUCUGCGAAAACAAACUACGCCGUGUAGGGUGAAACUGAAACUGCAAGGCUGUUUCUACAGUUUCUUUGCGACUCGACUGUGAGCAUUGUUUAUCUUGCUGUCUACAUGAGUACAUCGCGCUGACACUGACAACGUUUGUUUUUUAUUCACGCGAUUUCCAAUCAUCUGGAGCUCGUUGGUUCAGCAUUUUGAUGUCCGCUUGUAACGGUCGUCCUGGAUGGCUCCCAUGAAGGAUCUGGACGGUGUUUGGGGAAAGCCAACAUCAACCCUAGAUUGGUGUGAAGUCAACUACGUUGUCACCCCGUACAUUGCAGAAUUCUGGAACACGGUGAGUAGCUUGGUGCUUGUAUUCAUUCCAGUCCUGGAUUUGGUGUACACCAAGCUGACUGCACCUAAAUGGGUCCACAUGGAGUGGCGUAACUACAUGGCAUGCUUGGCCUUUAUCUCUGUUGGUCUGGGUUCUUUGUUGUUUCACAUGUCGCUGCUCUAUGAAUCACAGCUUUUGGAUGAAUUACCAAUGAUAUGGGGUACAUGUGUCCUUGUGUAUUUAUUCUUUGAGAAUAAUUCCAAGCCCAGCAGUCAGAGCUAUGCCCUGGUGUUGUUCCUGAUCCUAUACUCCUCUGCUGUUACUGCUAUCUACAUCCUAGUCAUCAAUCCCAUCUUCCAUCAGAUAGCCUUCAUGUUUCUGGUAACGGCAGCUUUUGGAAGAGGCGCAUACUGUUUCUUCUACCUAAAGAUGGAUUGCUCCCCAGUACUGUUCUUCCUGUCCGUGCUUCUGUUUUUCUGUGGGGGUGUGUUGUGGCUGCUUGACAAUGGGCUUUGUACGCACCUCAGGCAUAUCCGUUCAGUGGUCCCUGCCCCGCUGGGCGCCGGGCUGCAACUCCAUGCAUGGUGGCAUGUCUUAGCUGGGCUGGGUGCCCACUGCCAGUUCAUGUUCAGCUACCAGUCACGCCUGCGGUAUUUGAAGCAUCACACCACUGAAUGGGUUGGUUGGUUUCCACUUGUCACUAUUGGUGGCAAGGAAAAUGGACACAUCAACUAAGCUAGCAUUGACAAACUUCGCCCCUACUCCAAAAGUGGUAAUGGUCCAGUGGGAAUGAACAGCCAAUGGGAGAGCUCUCCUUGGCAUGAUCUACUGUCUGAGGGGUGAGCACACAUACAUUUAUGAAUGUUCUGGCAUAAUGACAUAUAUUUGAAUGCCAUGGCUCACAAAGACCGUACAAGAUUUCGCACAGGAUUUUUCUGUGACUGCAGAGGGAUUUCUAUAACUAAUUUGGAAAUAUUUAGUAGUUUUGAAAUUUCACAAUGUAGAUGUAAAAUGUGUGUACAUGUUCAUGUAUAUGAUACAUUUAUAGUUACAGAUAUAGUGUACCAGAUUGACGUGCCUUGCAUGGUCCCCAUCAGAAAAUACCUUGAAUUGUCUCCAUACUUUAGGGAUUGUCUGAAUGAAAUGUUCUAAAUUGAAAGUGAAAAAUGUGGGUGCACCUGAGUCCAUUGAUUUACCACGGCACAUUCUUUAAAAUGUUGGCAUGAACCUAGCUUGGCAGGGAUUCACAGUGGUGUCCUUAGGCAGGACAAGUUGUCACAAUUGAUGUCUUUCCUAUCCAAGGAGUGGAUAUGUACAGGUUUCUGGGAGGGCAAAUGUGUUUCUUGACAUUUAAUUCCGUGGACUUUCAGCUGCGUGAAUCUGCCUAACCUUUUGCGGCACAGGUAGUGCUGCAUUCUCCUUACAUAAAACACAAAUGGGGCAUCCAGUCUAAUGUAAAGAAAUGGUGGCUGGGCUCCACAGCACUGAUUCUAUCACAGUACUGUCAUACCAAGUGUCACCUGUCAGGUGGGUCACCUGUUGGUGGUUGGGAAUCGUUGAUGAAGCCAUAAAAAAAAAUGGCUGAUGAGCUCCUUACCCCCACUCCAAGAGAGUGGAAGAUUUCAGGAAUAUGACCCACUGACCAGUUUUCCUGUGUAAAAUUUUUUAUAACAUUAUUGUCACCAUAAUGAAAUCAAGUGAAUCGGACAACUAUUGAUGCAUCUCAAACAGUGCAAUCCAUUGAAGAAUCAAGAAUGUCGUGUGCA